GCGCUGAACGUCGCACGUAUCCGCGCGCGCGGGCCAUGGUCGCGAGAACCGAUGAGAUGUUCGGGUGCUAUGGUGACAGCUACUCGUACCGCCUGUGGAGCCUGGCCAACGUGUGGGGCGCCUGCCGACGUGAGUAGCGCGCCGGAGUGAGUGGCGCGAGAGGCGCAGUGACGUGACGUGCUGAUGAAAGUGCACAGCUCGCUUAUGGGAGUGGGCGGCUGGUGCGAGCGCCUGGCGGCCGGCUGGCUGGCCGACAUGCGGAGUAAGCAGGUUCCCACCUCGACCACCUCGGCCAGGCUCGCCGCAUUCAUUCGGCCGCUGGGAGGCGGUGAUGUGGGCGCGGGCGUGGGCGCGCGUGGUGGCGCAGAGGGCGAGGAGGAGGAGGAGGAGCGCGGGGGCUCACCUCUGGGCCCCGGCGGGCCGCACCGCUGCACUCAGUGCCGCGGCGCCUACCCGUCACGCGCCCAGCUCGAACGACACGAGACUCUGCACGCGCCCAGCACUCAGGUGGAUACCCAGCAAUAUAGCUGCAAGAUCUGCCACAAGAGCUUCCAGAACGUGUACCGGCUGCAGCGGCACAUGCUGAGCCACGACGAGAGCGCCCUCCUGCGCAAGUACAAGUGCAACGACUGCGACAAGGCGUUCAAGUUCAAGCACCACCUGAAGGAGCACCUCCGCAUACACAGCGGCGAGAAGCCCUUCGAGUGCGCCAACUGCGGAAAGAAGUUCUCUCACUCCGGCUCCUACUCCAGCCACACCACCUCCAAGAAGUGCCUUGUCAUGAACCUGAAGAUGGGUAGGAUCAAACCCAACAACCCGGUGCUGACCCUCAACCGCGGUCCGACGCGGAAGCGCGCCUCCGCGAGUGCGUUCGUCGCCUCGCACGUCAACAAUAACUUGCUGCCCAACGGCGGCUCCUUCCUGCCUCUGCUGCCGAAGUACAACGACGCGACGGCCUUCUUCGCUUCCAUGUCGGCACAAGAAAACUUUCCUCGCGCGCCCCUCCCUCAGCCGGCGCUCAACCCCUUCUACCUGCCGGCCGGCGUGCCUCUUAGUCCCGCGGCAGGCAUCGCGCCCUACAGCUUUCCUUCUACCCUCAGCCAACUUUUCGAGCGGAUAGCCUCGACGCAGUACCAUCAGAGAAAAAUGGAGAAUAUUAUUGAUCCAAAAUUAAGUAGUCCUCUCGCCGCGAACCCCGAGGACAUGAUAGAAGAAAUCACAGAAGAAGAUGACAAACGAUCCGAAGGCAGCGCGGAGCUUGUAAUGGAUAUAGAGGACGAGGAAUCGGUAGCUAUCAAGAGAGAAAAUGAAAGAGCGGAUAAUGAAUUUCGGCCGCAGUCCCGCGACUCGAUUUUUGACUCCAAAAAUAAUUUAGAUAAUAGUGAACACGACCUCACUAGGUCGCCAAGAAUACGAAGAAUUGAAAACCUAUUUACAGAGAGAAUAAAGAGCGGGUCUCCUGCGGAUGGAACGUUCCUCGGGCCACCGCAUUCGCCCGGACUUACGAUAAAAGAUGAGAUCGUCGACGACUUCGUAUGCUAUAAAUGUAGUCUGUCUUUCAAAGACAAAAAUGACUUAAUAGAGCACGAAAAGUUAGUGUGCGGAAAUCUCUUCAGGAAACACGAAGGCCUCGCAGCUCAAGUGGCCGAGACGGUGGCGCUCAACAGACUGGAGGCCGAGCUGCAGGCGAGCGCGCGCGGUGCCGGCGCCAGCGACGACGACGAGACGACCACGCGGGAGGAGCGCGACGACAAAGUAUCGAUUCACGAUACGGAUAGAAAGAUCAGAGUGCGCACCGCGCUGAGCGAGGAGCAGCAACAUGUUUUAAAAGAAUACUAUGCGGCAAAUUCUCGACCGAAUCGGGAGGAAUUUAAGAAAAUCGCACAGCAAAUAGGUCUGGACAACCGAGUGGUUCAGGUGUGGUUCCAAAACAACAGAGCUAGGGUGCGGAGAAUGACUCAGCCGGUCGCCCACUCGGACCAACCGCUCGACUUGUCAACUAAGAAGUCUAGUCCGUCCCUGGCGUCGAGCCCGAGCCCGUCGUCGCCGGGCAGCGCGCCCGCCACGCCCGGCACGCCCGGCACGUACGCGCUCUCCGACUGCGAGGAGGCGGUCAAUCUGAGCCAGAAGUCGUCGCGCAGCACCACACCGCUGCGCGCACCGCCCGGCCCCUCCGCCCACACCCCCGGCACCACCUCCGCCCCCGCCCCCGGCCCCGGCCCCGGCUACCCGCAUUCCAACUGCUCCUCCUCAUCAUUCUCAGAUUUUAUGGUGUCUCCCUCGCCCACCGAAAUAGUGCUCGGACACAAACGAAUGUACUCCAAGAAGAUGUCCGCCAAUCCUAUUAUACCGAUGGGCACUCUCCUACAAUACAGCGACAUGGUGCGCGUCCCCGCGCCCAGCCCGGGCUACGAGCGGGCUGAGCGGGCCGAGCGCGCCGACCGCCCCGAGCGCUCCGCCUGGGACGAGGCGCCGAUGUCGGCCGACUACGACGACGACGCCGCGCUACUGAAGAAAAAAAUGAAAACCGAACUGAAAGAAGGAGAGGGGCAAUUCGUGUGCAACCAAUGCGAUAAGACCUUCGUGAAGCAAAGUUCUCUGGCGCGGCACAAGUACGAGCACUCAGGUCAACGGCCGUACAAGUGCGAGGAGUGCCCGAAGGCGUUCAAGCACAAGCACCAUCUGACGGAGCACAAGCGGCUGCACACGGGCGAGAAGCCCUUCCAGUGCUGCAAGUGUCUCAAGAAGUUCUCGCACUCCGGCUCCUACAGCCAGCACAUGAACCACCGCUUCGCCAUCUGCAAGCCCUACAGGGAUUAGACCCCGCGCCCCCUGCGCCCCCCGCGCCCCCUGCGCGCCCCGCGCCCCCCGCCGCCGUGUGAAUGCGAUGCUUGCGAUGCAUCAUGCACUCGAUAUCGAUAAAUAUAUAAAGUAUUCGUCGCUCGGUAUUUCGUUGUGUAAGUUAAGGUGUAUGCUCGACGGCGUGUUGUCAUGUCACGUCGUGUCCCGAGCCAAAGGAGACGUGCCAUUCGCUACAACCAAGUUCUGUUACUAUGUUAAUAUCAAAGGUCAUAUUCAUAUAGUUGUAUAAUAAUAUAGUUAGAUUCGCUGUAGCGUUCGUCGCGAGCGAAAACGCCAAAGACCAGUACCUGUGCAUAAUUCUCCUCGAGAUUUGUUUCAUUACUAAGUACAAUAUGCUCUGUUCUGGACGGCGUGUGCAACCGCACGAACGAAGAUUUCGUUGGUCCAAUCGUGUGGGUAUUUAAUGUGUAUGUGGUCAAUAUUUUAUUCGUUGUGUGUGCAUUAAUAUUUACUACGCUAUAUACGUACGAGAAAGUCCGCAGAUUCUCAUCUGCAAACUAGAUAUAUUGACACCGAAAUUUUAUCUUUGAAGUGGAAAUCAGUAUUUGAAAAUGUAUAAGGAUAUAUUAAAUGUUUCUUGUAUGUUCGCAAGGGGUUAGAAAUUUAUCUUUUGUUGUUAAAAUGUUUAAGAAAUAAACGUAGGCUUAUCGUAACUUAAGAUAAAGUAACAGAUAUAAGUGUUAGCUAGAUACAAUCUUACUUAAGUUGAAAGCAUUCCAUAAUACUCGUGUGGGAUCUCUGCUGUGUUAUACACUUGUUUAGUCCAAAGAUUAGCUCUCCUUUGUUGUAAAUAUUGCAUUAAUAAUGUAAAUAAACUACUUUAUUUGUAAAUAGAAUCACUUGUGACGUCUUCGUGUGUACGUUGUGCAUGUCACGUGGUGUGCCCCGCGACACCCCGCGCGCCCCGCGACACCCCGCGCGCCCCGCGACACCCCGCGC
Papilio xuthus (Asian swallowtail) is the source of this 3801-nucleotide messenger RNA. It is a transcript of the gene zfh1, whose product is annotated as Zn finger homeodomain 1. NCBI's taxonomy places the organism in Eukaryota, Metazoa, Arthropoda, Insecta, Lepidoptera, Papilionidae. Gene Ontology annotation, biological process: regulation of transcription by RNA polymerase II; anatomical structure development. The record is from RefSeq and is a predicted model, not a curated record. Gene Ontology annotation, molecular function: RNA polymerase II cis-regulatory region sequence-specific DNA binding; DNA-binding transcription factor activity, RNA polymerase II-specific. Bases 184 to 2820 code for a protein of 878 amino acids. The transcript is spliced from 4 exons.